AUGGCUUCACUCGUGGAGGCCGCGGCAGGAACGGAGGUGGCUGUGGCCAUGCUGGCGGCCGUGGCAAUGGAGGCAACGGCAAUGGUCACGGUGGGCGUGGCCAUGCAGGAGGAGGCGGCCGCGACGAUCUCCUGGAGGUUUUCUGCCAGAUCUGAGAAGAGUGCAAGUGCCGUGGCUAAGUCAUCCUAUGGCGUCGACACUGGCGCCACUGAUCACAUCACCGGCGAGUUGGACAAACUCACCAUGAGGGAGAGGUACAAUGGCCAUGACCAAGUGAACAUGCCCAACGGGUCAGUCUUUCUGUUUGCUGCCCUCAAUCCAAAUGCCGGUGCUCUCAUUAGGUCUGAAGUUCUUCUCCUUUCUGAAAACACCUUGCCUACUUCUGUUGAUCAGGGGGACGAACAUCUAGCUAAUGAUCCUUUGGGUAAUUUUCAUGAAAAUCCUGCUAUAAAUUUUGGUGGAAAUCCUAUUUUGCGUCAUGAUUUUAUGCAGCAGCAAGAGACAAACACAGGACACGAGGAGGAUUCAGGUGCUGUACCAGAUUCUGACGGCGGCGAUCCCGAAGGCAAUCCAUCCUCGCCUGCCGCGCCAGGCAGUGGCGGCGUAUCCGCCUCGAGGCCAGGCGGGCCAUCGCCAGGCAGCCACGCGUUCCCCCGCGGCCCAGCGGGCGAGACAUCGACAUCUCGUGGCGGGCCCCAUACUAGUGGUGGGCCAUCUGCCAUGCCAUCCGCGUCGACGCGCCCGACAGGGCGGUCCCUCGACUCCGCCACCCAACCAACUGGGCCUCGCCAAGUCGCCCAGCCCGAUGCAGACUCGGGAACGGGCGCGGGUGCGCCGCUGCCAGCCUCUGACAACAUCCGCCUUGGAUCGGGUGUCGCUGGAUCGCGUGCUGCUGCCUCGGACUCUGCCGGAUCCUCUGCGCUACGCGAUUCUGCUGCAGCUCCUGUGCCAGCGCUGAGAACACGGUCACAACAUGGAGUUGCCAAACCAAAAAUUCGUACUGAUGGUACGGUCAGGUAUGACAAGCGUUUUGGAGGUCUUGCUGUCACGGUAUCAAACAGUUGGAGCCUUCGUCAAUUGGAUGUGCAGAAUGCGUUCCUUCAUGGUGUUCUAGAGGAGGAAGUUUACAUGAAACAACCACCUGGGUAUGAGGCACCUAGAGCAUGGUACUCUAGGUUAAGUGUAAAGCUUCAAAGGCUUGGAUUUCGACCCUCAAAGGCAGAUGCAUCUCUCUUCUUCUAUAAAAGAGGCAAAGUAAUCAUUUUUAUGUUGGUAUAUGUUGAUGACAUAAUUGUGGCUAGUUCAGCACAGGAAGCAACUAGUGCACUAUUAGAAGAUCUUAAGAAGGAUUUUGCUCUAAAAGAUCUUGGUGACUUGCAUUACUUCUUGGGCAUAGAAGUAAAGAAGGUAACAGAUGGUAUACUUCUAAGUCAAGAAAAGUAUGUGUCAGAUAUACUGAAGAGAUCAGACUGGGCAGGUUGUCCUGAUGACAGAAGGUCUACAGGAGGCUUUGCAGUUUUCUUUGGACCAAAUCUUAUAUCCCGGAGUGCAAGGAAGCAAGCUACUGUGUCAAGAUCUAGCACUGAAGCUGAAUACAAAGCUUUGGCUAAUGCAACAGCCGAGUUAAUAUGGGUUCAGGCGUUGCUCAAUGAACUUGGCAUAAAACACUCUUCUGUUGCACGCUUAUGGUGUGAUAACAUUGGUGCUACUUAUCUAUCAGCAAAUCCAGUGUCCCAUGCAAGGACAAAACACAUUGAGGUUGAUUAUCAUUUUGUUCGUGAAAGAGUAGCCAAGAAGCUACUAGACAUACGAUUCAUCCCUACAAAUGAUCAAGUUGCAGAUGGGUUUACCAAGGCCCUGUCAUGGAGCAAGUUGGAAGAGUUUAAGAACAAUCUCAACUUGGUGAAGUUGUGA
Messenger RNA from Aegilops tauschii subsp. strangulata, 1914 nucleotides. RefSeq lists its product as uncharacterized. NCBI's taxonomy places the organism in Eukaryota, Viridiplantae, Streptophyta, Magnoliopsida, Poales, Poaceae. The record is from RefSeq and is a predicted model, not a curated record.